GAGUCGGCGGCGAACGGCAGAAACACACACACACGCUCUCUCUCUCGCGGCGGCGGAAGCGGAAGCCGGCCGAGCGAGCAGGAGCGCCGCCGGCGGCGAUGGGCGACAGCCAGUACUCCUUCUCCCUCACCACCUUCAGCCCGUCGGGGAAGCUGGUGCAGAUAGAGCACGCGCUGACGGCGGUCGGGUCCGGCCAGACCUCCCUCGGGAUCAAAGCUGCUAAUGGAGUAGUUAUUGCCACCGAGAAGAAGUUGCCUUCUAUUUUAGUGGAUGAAACGUCUGUGCAAAAGAUUCAGGCGUUAACACCAAAUAUUGGUGUUGUUUACAGUGGCAUGGGGCCAGACUUCCGUGUUUUAGUGAGGAAAAGUCGAAAGCAAGCACAGCAAUAUUAUCGGUUGUAUAAGGAAACUAUACCUGUUACACAGCUAGUCCGAGAAACUGCUGCCGUUAUGCAAGAGUUUACACAAUCUGGUGGUGUAAGACCAUUUGGUGUAUCAUUGUUGAUCGCUGGGUAUGAUGACAAUGGCCCCCAACUGUACCAGGUUGAUCCAUCAGGAUCAUACUUCUCCUGGAAAGCAUCAGCCAUGGGGAAAAAUGUGUCAAAUGCAAAGACAUUUCUUGAGAAGAGAUAUACAGAAGAUAUGGAGCUUGACGAUGCCAUUCAUACUGCUAUUUUAACUCUGAAAGAAGGAUAUGAAGGGCAAAUAUCUGUGGACAACAUUGAAAUUGGGGUAAUCAGAUCUGACCGUGAAUUCAAAGUUCUGAGCCCCGCAGAGAUCAAAGAUUUCUUGGAAGAGGUGGAGUAAUUUUAGUCUCGGCAGUUUCUGUUUCAAACCAGCGGACACCUGAGCAGCUGCCUCCCAAAAUUUAUCCUCCUUCAUUCAUGAACUUAUACGAGAUAGCUGUUUAUUCAAAUUCUCGUGAAUGAUGUGUUUUAGGAA
Molecule: messenger RNA, 941 nt
Organism: Oryza brachyantha (malo sina)
Lineage: Eukaryota; Viridiplantae; Streptophyta; Magnoliopsida; Poales; Poaceae
Product: proteasome subunit alpha type-2-like
Exons: 11
Coding region: 99-806 (235 amino acids)
Biological process (GO): ubiquitin-dependent protein catabolic process
Cellular component (GO): proteasome core complex, alpha-subunit complex; proteasome core complex
Source: RefSeq, a predicted model, not a curated record